Molecule: messenger RNA, 2000 nt
Organism: Lolium rigidum
Lineage: Eukaryota; Viridiplantae; Streptophyta; Magnoliopsida; Poales; Poaceae
Product: alpha-1,3-arabinosyltransferase XAT2-like
Exons: 6
Coding region: 10-1746 (578 amino acids)
Molecular function (GO): glycosyltransferase activity
Source: RefSeq, a predicted model, not a curated record
CGGGGAUCGAUGAAGGCCGUGGAGCGCGCGAAGCUGGUGCGGAGCCUGCGGCAGGAGUCGCGCCGCCUGCGCCUGCUCGUCCUCGUCAUCGGCUUCUUCCUCGUCACCCUCACCUUCGUCGUCGUCUCCAAGCCCGACGCCCUCCUCUUCAACCUGAACGGGCGGCUGUCGGUGGACCAGGCGCCGCGCUCGCUCCUGAUCCGCCAGACCGUCGACGACGACGCCCGGGGCCAGGGAUCCGCGGCCCAGGACCCCAAGGUGGUGGACGACGACGACCAAGGGACGGGUGAAGAAGAUGACGAGAAGCGGGUGCUCACCAGCGAGCCCGAACAGGCCAAAACCGAGGAAGAAACCACCGCAUCUCGGCUGUUAGGUAGUGGAGCUAAAGGGGAGAAGAAAGGCACGGAUGAGGGGCACCAGCAUGGGCAUCACAAGAUGACCCUGCCAACCGUUUCUAACUACACCAUCCGUGAUACUGAGGAUAGUGACAAUGCCAAACAAGAAGAUAGCAAAUCAGAUGCGGAAACUGAGCUUGGAGCGGUUGCCGACAAAAGUGAUGCCAGCGGUAGAUCUCGGCAACAAGCUUUGAAUAAUGCGGGGUGGGAGAGGAAACCACUUUGUGAUUUCUCAAACUUCAGGGCUAAUGUCUGCGAGAUGCGGGGCAAUAUUAAGAUCCACCCGAACGCAAGCUCGGUGAUGUACAUGGAACCUGCCAGCUCAAAGAGAAAUGAGCAAUGGAAAAUUAAGCCCUACCCUCGUAAAGGUGACGAACUCUGCCUCGGCAAGCUUAGAGAGCUGACAGUGAAAUCAAGCAAAGUGGCACCUGAGUGCACCAAGUACCACAAUGUGCCUGCUGUGGUAUUUGCUCUGACUGGAUACACCGGAAAUCUGUUCCACGACUUCACCGACGUGCUUGUCCCCCUCUUCACAACAGCAAGCGAGUUCAAUGGUGAGGUUCAGUUCCUAAUCACAGAUAUGGCUGUUUGGUGGACAAACAAGUACCAUGUGGUGUUUGAGAAGCUAUCCAAGUACCCUCUGAUUGAUUUCAACAAAGAUGGCGAUGUGCAUUGCUUCAAGCAUGCCAUUGUUGGUCUUCAUGCUUACAUGGAGUUCACGAUCGACCCCACAAAGGCUCCUCACAAUUACUCCAUGGUGGAUUUUAACAGAUUCAUGCGCAGGACGUAUUUAUUGCCUAGGGAUACCGUGUCUGCACUUGGUGAGAUCCCCAAGUCCAAACCGAGAUUGCUUAUCAUCUCAAGGAUGAGAACAAGAAUGUUCCUCAAUCUCCCUGAGAUCAUCAAAAUGGCUGAGGAAUUGGGCUUUGAGGUUGUGGUUGAAGAAGCCAAUGUGAGCUCUGACCUCUCCCAUUUCUCCAAGGUAGUCAACUCCGUCGACGUGAUGAUGGGUGUCCAUGGUGCUGGGCUCACAAACUGUGUGUUCUUACCAGACAAGGCCACGUUAAUUCAGAUUGUGCCAUGGGGUGGCAUAGAAGGUGUGUGCCGGAUUGAUUUCGGCAACCCAUCGGAGCAAAUGGGCCUGCGGUACAAGCAGUACAGCAUCGCCGUGCACGAGAGCAGUCUCACUGAUCAAUACCCACUGGAUCAUGAGAUCUUCAAGAACCCGCUUGCUUUCCACAAGGGAUUCGAGUUCAUCAGGCAGACCUUCAUGGAUAAGCAGAACGUCAGGCUCGACUGCAACCGGUUCAGGCCUGUGCUUCUGGAGACACUUGACCAACUAAACCAAUAGAAACUACUGGUUCGUCGUUGGGCAUUGUAUUAGAUGAUUCUCCAUACAGUUUUUUUUUCUUCAGUUUCACCAUUCUUCUCUUCUCCUCUAGUAUAUUUGUUGAUCGUCUUCUGAUUACAUGGACAAGAAACAGAUUAUCUGUCUGUCUAGAUUGUAUGGCGCCACAUGGAUGGAACUGAGAUGUCCAUGAUCUGUCAUCUAUAGCAUGUUCAUUGUCUGGAAAUAGAGAAACAAUACAAUUUCGUUUUUGUAAA